AUGAGCUUCUUACAUCCUCGGCAGUACGCCCUAGCUCAGAUCGACACAGCCCGGGAGAUGGAGGAUCCAGACUACCUGACAGAAGGCUACUUGAACCUUGCACGAAGUAACGAGAAGCUGUGCGACUUCCAGAAAACCAUCUCCUACUGCAAAACCUGCCUGAACAUGCAGGGGACCACCAUCGGCCUGCAGCUGAACGGUCAGGUGUGCCUGAGUAUGGGCAACGCCUUCUGCGGCCUCAGCGUGUUCCAGAAGGCCUUGGAGAGCUACGAAAAGGCUCUCCGCUAUGCCCACAACAAUGACGACAAGAUGCUGGAGUGCCGCGUCUGCUGUAGCCUGGGCCACUUCUACGUUCAGCUCAAGGAUUAUGAGAAGGCCUUGUUCUUCCCCUGCAAGGCGGCGGAGCUGGUCAAUGACUACGGCAAGGGCUGGAGUCUCAAGUACCGAGCUAUGAGUCAGUACCACAUGGCAGUAGCCUACAGGAAGCUGGACCGCCUGCCGGACUCGAUGGAGUGCUGUGAGGAAUCAAUGAAGAUCGCGAUGCAACAUAAAGAUCGCCCUCUGCAGGCGCUAUGCCUGCUCAAUUUCGCAGACAUCCAUCGCUGCCGUCAGGACGUUGAGAAAGCAUUCCCGCGCUACGAGUCGGCUAUGUGCAUCAUGACUGAAAUUGGCAACCGCCUGGGACAGGCCUCCGUGUUCCUGGGCGUGGGAAAAUGUUGGUUCCAGCGGAAUGAGCUGGACAAGGCUCUAGAAUCCCUGCAGAGGGCAGAAGAGCUGGCAGAGGGGGUUGGAAAUAAGCUCUGCUCUCUGAAGGUGCACUGCCUGAAUGAGAGGAUUUUCCGCAAGAAGGAGCAGCAGGAGGAGCUGCGAGAGCAGGUGGUGAAGUUCCUGCAGUGUGUGGAGGAGCUGGAGCUCUACUGCGGCAUGUGUGGCGAGUCCAUCGGGGAGAAGAACCAGCAGCUCCAGGCCCUACCAUGUUCCCAUAUCUUCCAUCUCAAGUAAGCACUCUCCCCUGGUGCCCCCCCCCCCCCAUAUACCCCAGCGAGGCAUGAAACGCUGAAGGCAAGGCUUUAAAUGCCGGAAAAAGUCUAACAUUUUCAACAAAUUUAAAGACAAUAAUAUUGACUACAAUCUUUAACAGUUGUUCAUAAGUUGUGCGUAAGUUAUAGCACCUCAUGAACAUAUCAAAGUAAAAUUCGUAAAUACCUACUGGUAGAUUCUCAGUAAAAUAUAAUGCAAAAUCUUCUAG
Paramormyrops kingsleyae is the source of this 1249-nucleotide messenger RNA. NCBI's taxonomy places the organism in Eukaryota, Metazoa, Chordata, Actinopteri, Osteoglossiformes, Mormyridae. The record is from RefSeq and is a predicted model, not a curated record.